Messenger RNA from Saccharomyces kudriavzevii IFO 1802, 1104 nucleotides. It is a transcript of the gene RCL1, whose product is annotated as rRNA-processing endoribonuclease. Bases 1 to 1104 code for a protein of 367 amino acids. Gene Ontology annotation, cellular component: nucleolus. The transcript has a single exon. Gene Ontology annotation, molecular function: RNA endonuclease activity. Lineage: Eukaryota; Fungi; Ascomycota; Saccharomycetes; Saccharomycetales; Saccharomycetaceae. The record is from RefSeq and is a predicted model, not a curated record. Gene Ontology annotation, biological process: endonucleolytic cleavage of tricistronic rRNA transcript (SSU-rRNA, 5.8S rRNA, LSU-rRNA); ribosome biogenesis.
AUGUCUUCUCCUGUUUCCAAGUACAUCACUUUCCAAGGAUGUCAAAAUUUUAGGUUGCGGAUUGUCCUAGCCAUAUUAUCUGGAAAACAAAUAAAAAUUGAAAAAAUCCGUUCAGGUGACUUAAAUCCAGGUCUGAAAGAUUAUGAAGUUUCUUUCCUAAGGCUGAUCGAGUCGGUAACUAAUGGAAGUGUCAUCGAAAUUUCAUAUACUGGUACCACUGUCAUCUACAGGCCUGGUAUUAUAGUUGGCGGUGCCUCUACUCACAUUUGUCCUAAUUCCAAACCAGUAGGUUACUUUGUCGAACCAAUGUUAUAUUUAGCUCCAUUUUCAAAGAAGAAAUUCUCGAUCUUAUUCAAAGGCAUAACCGCAUCUCAUAGCGAUGCAGGUAUUGAAGCUAUUAAAUGGGGACUUAUGCCUAUUAUGGAAAAGUUCGGCGUUAGGGAAUGUGCUCUACAUACUCUGAAAAGAGGUUCUCCACCACUUGGAGGCGGUGAAGUACAUUUAGUUGUCGACUCUUUGAUUGCACAACCAGUUACUAUGCAUGAAGUAGAUAGGCCCAUAGUUUCCUCUAUCACCGGAGUAGCAUACUCUACCAGGGUAAGUCCGUCGCUCGUAAACAGAAUGAUUGAUGGUGCUAAGAAGGUGUUGAAAGACCUUAAAUGUGAGGUUAACAUAACAGCAGAUGUUUGGAGAGGUGAAAAUUCAGGUAAGAGCCCUGGUUGGGGUAUCACAUUGGUGGCUGAAUCCAAACAAAAAGGUUGGAGUUAUCUUGCAGAAGAUAUCGGUGAUGCAGGUUCCAUACCUGAGGAACUUGGUGAAAAAGUUGCUUACCGUCUAUUAGAAGAAAUAUCGAAAAGCGCAGCAGUUGGUAGAAAUCAACUUCCAUUAGCGAUUGUAUACAUGGUUAUCGGGAAGGAAGAUAUUGGGAGACUAAGAGUCAAUAAGGAACAAAUAGACGAAAGAUUCAUAAUCCUCCUAAGAGAUAUAAAGAAGAUCUUUAGCACAGAAGUCUUCUUGAAGCCAGUUGACGAAAUGGAUAAUGACGACAUGAUAGCUACUAUCAAGGGUAUCGGUUUUAUAAAUACGAGUAAAAAGAUCGCAUAG